Molecule: messenger RNA, 3319 nt
Organism: Chanos chanos (milkfish)
Lineage: Eukaryota; Metazoa; Chordata; Actinopteri; Gonorynchiformes; Chanidae
Gene: txnrd2.2
Product: thioredoxin reductase 2, tandem duplicate 2
Exons: 17
Coding region: 1-1545 (514 amino acids)
Biological process (GO): cell redox homeostasis; cellular response to oxidative stress; glutathione metabolic process
Cellular component (GO): mitochondrion; cytosol
Molecular function (GO): flavin adenine dinucleotide binding; thioredoxin-disulfide reductase (NADPH) activity; glutathione-disulfide reductase (NADPH) activity
Source: RefSeq, a predicted model, not a curated record
AUGGCUGCCUUCAGUAGAGGCAGGCACCGGUUAAAGCUCCUUGGUCGCCUUAGCUGUCAAACAUCUACAAGACGCUUCACAGGUAAAUUUGACUAUGAUCUGGUCGUUAUUGGCGGUGGUUCUGGCGGCUUGGCUUGCUCCAAAGAAGCUGCCCAGUUUGGACAGAAAGUUGCUGUUCUAGACUAUGUUGAACCCUCCGUCAAAGGUACAAAGUGGGGACUUGGUGGUACGUGUGUGAAUGUCGGCUGUAUCCCAAAGAAACUAAUGCACCAGUCCGCAUUGCUUGGAACAGCGGUGAAAGAUGCAAGGAAGUACGGCUGGAAUAUCUCUGGCCCUGUCACACAUGACUGGACGGUGAUGGCAGAGGCGGUGCAGAAUCAUGUGAAGUCUCUGAAUUGGGGUCACAGGGUACAACUGCAGGACAAGAAAGUGAAAUAUUUCAACAUGAAGGGCAGCUUGGUGGAUGAGCACACGAUCAGAGGAUUGACAGCAAGAGGAAAAGAGAUGACCCUGACUGCCAAGAACAUUUUAAUCGCCACUGGAGGACGACCAAAAUUCCCUACACAAGUCCCAGGAGCGAUGGAACAUGGCAUCACUAGCGAUGAUGUCUUUUGGCUGAAACAGUCCCCCGGGAAAACCCUCGUUGUGGGUGCCAGCUAUGUGGCACUAGAGUGUGGUGGCUUCCUCACUGGCAUUGGACUGGAUGCCACUGUGAUGGUACGCAGCAUCGCCCUCCGCGGGUUUGAUCAGCAAAUGGCAGGUCUGGUCACAGAUUACAUGGAGGCUUACGGCACUAAGUUUGCAUGGAAGUGUGUCCCCCGUAAAGUGGAGAAGCUGCCCUCGGGAAGUCUGGAGGUGACAUGGACAGACCUGAACAGUGACCAGGACCAUCAGGACCAGUUUGACACGGUACUCUGGGCUGUGGGCAGAGCUCCCGAAACCAAAACACUCAACCUGGACAAAGUGGGCGUCCAGCUCAAUCCGGAGACUGGCAAAAUCGUGGUGGCACCAGACGAAGCGACGUCCGUGCCAAACGUCUACGCCAUCGGCGAUAUCGCCGAGGGUCGUCCCGAGCUGACCCCGACUGCCAUUAAAGCUGGCAAACUUCUGGCCCGCAGGCUGGCCGGCCAAUCAGACGAGCUUAUGAAUUACAAUAAUGUUGCCACGACAGUUUUCACUCCGUUAGAGUACGGCUGUGUGGGUUUGUCAGAGGAAGAGGCAGAGAGGAGACAUGGCAAAGACAACAUUGAGGUCUACCAUGCAUUUUAUAAACCUUUAGAGUUUACGGUGGCAGAGAGAGAUGCCAGUCAGUGUUACAUUAAGGUGAUUUGUCAACGGGAGGGGAACAAGCCAAUCAUAGGGCUGCAUUUUACAGGUCCCAAUGCAGGAGAGGUCAUUCAGGGCUUUGCUUUGGGAUUCCAGUGUGGCUUUACCUAUUCUCACUUGUUAGAUACCAUAGGUAUCCAUCCCACCUGUGCAGAGGAACUGACCAAAAUCCACAUCACCAAACGUUCAGGCCAGGAUGCUACUGUAACAGGCUGCUGAGGUUAAGCCCCGCCCCUAAUUCUGUGAUUGGUCAGAGCAUACGGGGUCUCUCCUGGGCCGAACAGCCUCCACAGUUACAAUGUCAUAGUGUUUUCAGUGCCCCCACCACUUCCUUAAGGUCAAAUGCAUAACCUCUGGACCUCUGUUCCCGCCCUGUCUCUCUGUCUCUAUCUCUCCCUAUCUCAGAACAGGUAUGCUUGGGUUUUUUUUUUGUUUUUUUUCAGAGGGCGAUGUCUGUCUGUCUCUCCUACGCAGCCCCGGGCUAGCAGCAGCAUACUUGGGUGUUUGGGUUUAUUAAGUGAGGUCUCUGUCUUCCUCUCUCUUUGUCCAGUCUAAGAUAACACAUCAAAGGAAGGGACAGUGAUGUCAUAAAGGGAACCUUGUCAUGGGAAACAGUAGAAUGUUCAGUUUCAGUGAAAACAAUGGAAGCUUCAGCUGGUUCCGUGUUAGAAUCUUACUGUAUUCCCUCCUUCAGAUACUUGGCUGUGAGUCUUGACCAAAGGUCUGGAUGUAGAUCUGUUUGCACUGGUACCACUAAUGCCAACAAUUCUGUCCUGAUCUGUUUUUGCUGGAGAUUUUAACGCCGGUUAUCGGGUACACGACUGAGAAACACGAUCGCAUAGAACUUGAAUAGCAAGUUUAGUUCUUUUUUAUUUUUACUAUUUUGCUAUUAUAAAAUUAGGAAUCUGGGUUGUAGAAACAUUAAAGCCUUACGUAAACACACAUAAAUCAGAGGCCGUGGUAUAGCUACAGUUUGUUGAAAUAAAAGCGUUUUAAGAAAAAGCAGGGCCCUAACAUAUCUGAAUUAUAUUCUGCAAAUAUUGUUGUUUCUCUGCCUGUACUUCCUGUCCAUUUGUCUUGAGGGUAACACACGGAGAGCUGGUGACACUGAUGGAUGGCAAAGAGCCGUCGUCGUGGUGACACCACCCCGGUUCCCAGAGAUACAGACAAACACUCGGCGAGCCUGCUGUCACUCACGCUAAGGCCCGGUUCCCCGGCUGGAGAGCUUGCUUGUUUAGGUACAGCGUGAGGGCAGCUCACCCCAGUGCACCCUGGGAAUACAGAGGCACUACAAUAACACUCUGUCAGAGUAUUUCUCUCUUGCUGUCUUUCGCUCUCUCUGUCUCUCUCUCUCUCUCUCUCUCACACACACAUAUACACACUCUCUUUCCUCUCUUUCUCUCUCUCACACUGUGCUUGGGUAGCCUCACAGGCAAGCCAAAGCAGUCUGACAUGCCAGGAUCUAUGAUGCCUGUAUUUCUCUUACCCGGAGUUGCCUUUAGGUGGCAGUGUUGCUCUCUUUUUUUGCGUUAAGUUGCACAUUCUCUAUUCAUACACUUAUCUAAAAAUAACCUGAGAAUUUAAACAGUCAAGUCCACAUAAAUUCAAAACACUUUAAAUCACGCACAAUCGAGGAUUAUUUGCUUAUAUUUGUAUGUUUUUGUAAAAAAAAAAAAAACAUUUGGCUCUCUUGUGUUUAUUAGGAGUGUUUCUCUCAGAGUGCCUGAACUGGUUCACCAGUUCCAUCUUUUGGAUGCUGAGAUGAGCACCUAAAGCACUUGUACUGAGCAUCUAAAGUCCUUGUUUAAGGAUCUUUACAUAAUUUUCAUAAUCCAGAAAGUAGCAGAUUAUAUUGUAAUCUGAUGCAGUUGUUCCAAGCCAUACUUUCAAUGAUGCUUCAGCCCUGAAUUGGGCAUAUUAGAAAGGAGAGAGUUGUGCAGAGAGACAGAGAGAGAGAGAGAGAGAGUGUUGUGAGGGAAAGGAGGAGAGACAG